Messenger RNA from Ostrinia nubilalis (European corn borer), 920 nucleotides. RefSeq names its product fork head domain transcription factor slp2-like. The transcript has a single exon. The record is from RefSeq and is a predicted model, not a curated record. NCBI's taxonomy places the organism in Eukaryota, Metazoa, Arthropoda, Insecta, Lepidoptera, Crambidae. Gene Ontology annotation, cellular component: nucleus. Gene Ontology annotation, biological process: regulation of transcription by RNA polymerase II. Gene Ontology annotation, molecular function: sequence-specific double-stranded DNA binding; DNA-binding transcription factor activity. The coding region runs from base 21 to 719 and encodes 232 amino acids.
GCUCGCGAUGCCGCACCACUAUGACUCCUCCGCACAGUUUCGCGAUACGGGACCUGCUUCCGGAGGCCUCCUCGCGCUCGCCGUCGCCCUCCGACACCGAGCUCGACGUCACCGGCACCGAGACCCCGCCGCCCGGGUGCUCCUCUCAAGCCGGCGACGACAAGAAAAAAAACGAAAAACCAGCUUACAGCUACAACGCGCUGAUCAUGAUGGCGAUCCGCAGCAGCCCCGAGAAGCGGCUCACGCUCAACGGCAUCUACGAGUACAUCAUGAGGAACUUCCCGUACUACAAGGAGAAUAAGCAGGGCUGGCAGAACUCGAUCCGGCACAACCUGAGCCUGAACAAGUGCUUCGUGAAGGUGCCGCGGCACUACGACGACCCGGGCAAGGGCAACUACUGGAUGCUGGACCCGUCGUCGGACGACGUGUUCAUCGGGGGCACGACGGGCAAGCUGCGGCGGCGGUCGACGGCGGCGUCGCGCUCGCGGCUGGCGGCGUUCAAGCGCGGCGCGGCGCUGCACCCGAUGUUCGGCGGGCCCUACGCGUCGCUGGUGGGGCUGUACCCGCCGCUGCUGUCGGUGUACGGGCGGUACGCGCUGCCGGCGCCGCUGCUGCGCCUGCCGCCGCCGCCGCACGCCUACCACCAGCUCUACCGGCGCCUGCACGCGUUGGCGCCGCCGAGCCCGCCGCCGGACCCCGACCCGGUCCAGCACAGCUAGGGCCCCGCGUGCGUGUAUACAGACUGUGAUAGUGCGAGCCGCGAGGACGCCGAGUGUAUUAUAAUCGAAUUCGAAUCUGUAAAAAGUGGUAUCGCUAUUUAUUAUUAUUAACUUAAGAUUCUAUUUAAUGAAUUUAAUUUAAUGUUAAGAUAACUAAUAUGAGAUUAUUGGGCGCAAUAAAUGUUUCUAAGCUGAAGCUUG